Molecule: messenger RNA, 1315 nt
Organism: Dentiscutata erythropus
Lineage: Eukaryota; Fungi; Glomeromycota; Glomeromycetes; Diversisporales; Gigasporaceae
Source: the annotation of a GenBank genome assembly
AGCUUACCAAAAUGGCUUAAAGCAAAACUUGGAGCAGCAAACUUUAAUCACUUUGUUUGUAGUUUUUGGGAAAUGUGCAAUUUAUUAUGCAUAGAUGUUUUUGAGCAACGAUUUCAAACAUUGUUAAAAACUUUUCUAAAUGCAAAUGAAUACUUACAAAAUCUAAUUUAUUCAACACGGCACUCUUGGGCACGUGCAUUUACCAGUCGUAUUUUUACGGCUGGUAUGCAAUCAACACAACGUGUUGAAUCAAUUAAUGCAAUAAUCUACAAGGCAGUUUCUUCUAGUUCUACUAUAUUUGAUGUGGCUGAAUCAUUCGUUGUGGAAAGUUUUUUUAGUGAUAUUAAUAAGAUCAUUAAAAAAUAUUUUUCAACAAGAAUCAUCACAGAAAUUCAAAAACAAAUGUGCGAAUCUGUGUUAUAUAGAUGUGAAAAGUUGUCUAUUGAAAAGGUUUUUAAAGAUCAAUCGGAUCAAGAUGAAUCAUAUGAAAAUCAAAUUCAAGCUAAUAGUCAUGAAGAUAUUAAGCAUAUCGAAGAUUACUAUGAUCAUCGACAAACAUAUUUAAAAGCACUACUAAAUUCAGUUACGAAGAAUUCAGUUAAAGAAGUAUGGCAAAUCAUUUCAUAUAUGGUACUAAGCUCAUAUCAACACAUUAUAAUUCUUAACGAUGGAACUCAUUUAUAUACAUGUUUAUUAUUGGUCUCCUAUAGAAUUAUUUGUUGUCACUAUUUUAAACUAAUGAUCGAAAAUCCGAAUGCUUUAUUUCACCCUAUGUUAAUGCCAACAAGAUGGCUUCAAGAUGAAGCUUGGGCUUGUGUUGAUUCUAUUUUUAAUGAACAGUUUAUUCGAACAUCACCAAAACAUCUUAAACAAGCUGAUUAUACAACUUUAAAUCAACCUGUUUUUAUUCCAAAGCAUUAUGAUUAUAUUCAAGAGGUUCAAGCUUGUCAACAUGUACAAAAAAAAGCUAAUUAUGAUGCUAUUAUAUUGGCAUAUAUAUCGGAAAAAGAGGCUAAGCUAAAUGCUAAAGUGCAAUCAGAAAGUAUUCUUACAGAGAAUAUGAAUUUGAAUAAUAAGAUAAAAUUGCCAAAGAGAUACAUUUAUAAUAUAGAUGAUAUUAAUGAUCCACUCAAACGUCAAGGUAGAGGUAGACCUGCUGGUAAACGGCUUAAGACUUAUAAUGAGGAAAUAAAUAAUAGCAAGGUCCAAAGAAAAAAUACUGAGCUGACUUCAGCAGUAAAUGAAAAUCGAACUAAUAGUGAAUAUAAAUGUAGAUUGCGUCACAAAACGGAGCAUUAUGCUCCUAAAUGCCCUA